ACAAAAAUUGAACCAAGUACACUAAUUUCUCAUUGUGUUCUGUUCUGGUCCAAGUGACAUUAUGGCUAGCAAUCCUCACUCGCAUGCCCCUAGGAAGAUGCAACAGAGAAAGGAACGACGCAUGUUCUCCGCUUCUGAUGACAGUGCCAUGAUGAAACAAGUGCAGGGAACUCAUGCCCCUGAUGGUCGUGAAAUUGAUGUUAAACACAUUAUUCAAAUAGUGGAUGAAAUCUUGAUUCAAGUCAUUGCUCGCGGUGUUGAGGGUCAUGAUGUAAAGAGAGAGCAAGAAACAUUGGAGAUUUCUGCUGCUUUGGCUGAAUUUGACAUGCUAGAUUCUCUGGCUAUUGUCAUAAACAAAAUUUCUUGCGAGCUAUCAUGCAAAUGGUCUGGUGGUGGAGAUGCACAUGCAUCAACCAUGGUGUUGCUGACUUACAUGUCUAACUACGCAUGGCAUGCAAAAGUGGUGUUAACCUUAGCAGCCUUUGCUGUUAUCUCUGGGGAGUUUUGGCUUGUUGCCAAUAUGAGUGCUGCAAAUACACUUGCUAAGUCUGUGGCCCUCCUCAAGCAACUCCCUGACAUGGUAGAGAAUUCUGCAUCUCUGAGACCCCAGUUCGAUGCGCUCAAUAAGCUCGUGAAGGCAGCGCUGGAUGUAACCUAUUGCAUCAUUGAGUUCAAGGAGCUACCAUCUGAGUACAUUUCAGAGGACAUGCCUCCUAUGUCUGUUGCAAGUGCUCAUAUUCCUAUUGCUGCCUAUUGGGUCAUUAGGAGUAUUGUGGCUUGUGCCUCACAAAUUGCACUUCUCAUAGGCAGUAGACAUGAGGCCAUUUCGUCAGCCACAGAGGCAUGGGAAUUGUCUAGUCUGGCUCACAAAGUCACAAGUAUACAUGAGCACCUCAAGAAUCAAUUGGAACUUUGCUACCAAUAUAUAGAUGACAAGAGGCAUGUAGAGGCCUUUCAUAAUCUGAUUCGCCUUUUCGAGACAAGCCAUGUAGACAACAUGAAAAUCCUCAGAGCACUGAUAUAUCCAAAGGAUGAUAUUCCUCCACUUAUAGAUGGAACUACAAAAUCAAAGGUUAGUCUUGAGGUACUAAGGAGGAAGCAUGUGUUGCUGCUGAUAUCAGAUCUUGAUCUUGCACAAGAAGAGAUCAUGGUACUUGACAAUUUGUACAAAGAUGCGCGAUCGAGGGGUGAGAUGCACUACGAGAUGGUGUGGAUCCCAGUUGUGGACAAAGCAACCUGGAAUGAUGUUAACAAGCAGAAAUUUGAGUAUUUGCAGUCACUGAUGGCCUGGCACAGUGUUCGUGAUCCUUUCAUCAUCGAACCAUCAGUGAUAAGGUACAACAAAGAAGUGUGGAAUUUCACAAAGAGAGCUAUUGUGGUGGCCCUUGAUCCACAAGGCAGAUUAUCCUCCCCAAAUGCUCUCCACAUGAUAUGGAUCUGGGGCAAUUUGGCCUUCCCAUUUACACGUGAGAAAGAAGAAUCCUUGUGGAAGCAAGAGAUUUGGAGCCUUGAGCUACUUGUUGAUGGCAUUGAUCCUAUGGUUUUGGAAUGGAUGGCAGAAGAAAAAAUUGUGUGCCUAUAUGGAGGUGAAGAUCUUGAGUGGAUUGAAACAUUCACAGCCACUGCAAUGAAUGUUGCAAGAGCUGGCAAAUUCGAUCUGGAGAUGGUUUAUGUUGGAAAAAGCAAUGCUAAAGAAAGGAUGCAGAGAAUGAUCAGCACCUUUGCCAACAGAAAGUUCAGUUACUUUUGGCCUAAUGUCACAUCCAUUUGGUUCUUCUGGGCAAGGUUGGAGAGCAUGUUGUAUUCCAAGUUGCAGCAUGGAAGCACAGUUGAGAAUGAUCCAAUCAUGAGCGAGGUCAUGACCGUGCUUAGCUUCGAUGGAAGCGACCGAGGGUGGGCGAUUUUCUGUAGAGGGGCAUCUGAAAUGGCUAGAGCUAAAGGUGACACUGCUCUAACAAGUUUGAGAGAUUUUGAUAAGUGGAAGCAUAAGAUUGAGCAAGAUGGUUUGGUGCCUGCACUGAAUGAUUAUCUGCACCAAAUUCAUACACCAGAUCAUUGCAAUCGUCUCAUUCUUCCUGGGAGCACUGGGGGGAUACCAGAAAAGGUAGUUUGUGCUGAGUGUGGUCGUCAAAUGGAGAAGUACUUCAUGUACCGCUGCUGUGUGGAGUGAAAGAACUGUGCAGGAUUUUAAGUUCGCGUUGCGGACUGCAAUUUAAAACCCUGGAAGUGUCAUGUUUCACAAUAUCCAAUCUUCCAUUAUCAUUGCUUCAUUUAUAUUUGUGUAUGAUAUUGGUUUGAGUCAGUUAUUUAUGUUUUGUAGCAUCAUAAGUUCCAUCUUUGUGAGAUGCAUAGUGACAUUUAAUUAUAUGAGGGUAAUCUUUGUCUAGUUGCUAGUAGUAUAUCAGAUCUCAGUUGCUCCAUUUGUUUGGGCAACUGAGUCACUUGCUAAUAAAGUGUGUUGUAGACCAUUGUUAUUA
This is a messenger RNA of Lotus japonicus, 2477 nucleotides long. Its product is annotated as protein SIEVE ELEMENT OCCLUSION B-like. NCBI's taxonomy places the organism in Eukaryota, Viridiplantae, Streptophyta, Magnoliopsida, Fabales, Fabaceae. Gene Ontology annotation, biological process: phloem development. The transcript has 7 exons. Bases 62 to 2170 code for a protein of 702 amino acids. The record is from RefSeq and is a predicted model, not a curated record.